Pseudomassariella vexata is the source of this 1384-nucleotide messenger RNA. RefSeq lists its product as uncharacterized. The transcript has a single exon. The coding region runs from base 32 to 1141 and encodes 369 amino acids. The record is from RefSeq and is a predicted model, not a curated record. Gene Ontology annotation, cellular component: cytoplasm. NCBI's taxonomy places the organism in Eukaryota, Fungi, Ascomycota, Sordariomycetes, Amphisphaeriales, Pseudomassariaceae.
AUUUGCUGAAUUAAUACCGUCAGUGAUAUAUAUGCGCAGCCAUCUCGUCCAUCUUGCAUCAGCAAAAACAGCCAUUCGACACUACGGCUCACCGAUAAAGCUCUCCAUCAUGUUGAUCCUAGGCGAUCGAGAGAUCGUGUCCAUAUUAGCAGGCCUCCAAAGUUCAAGUUGUCAUCAGCUUCUCGAGUCACUUUCCAAGGCUCUGUUGGAAUACUCGGCCUCUCGAAAUGCGACGGAGAAGGUAAUACAUCAGCCGCCCCGGGAAGUGGUCACUACCGCUCCAGGUCACACGACACUGUUCAUGCCGGCAUCCAAUACGGCUACUACUGGAAUCAAGAUCGUCACUUUACCCGGGAAUGGAGAGGGCCCUCGAGGUUCCAUCAACAUCUACACACCUGAAGGCAGUCUCAUUGGCCUGCUGAACGCAGAGGAGAUCACGGCGUUCAGGACAGGCCUCGCGUCCAUGAUCGCCUUUCUGAAAUGCCCGUUUCCUAAAUCACGAAUCGUUGUUUUUGGUGCGGGAAAGCAGGCUGAGUGGCACGUCAGAUUGGCUUUGCUAUUGGCAGGAGACUCAGUUCAGAGCAUAACGGUGAUCAACCGACGAUCAAGUGGCGUGGAGAGGUUACGCAAAAGGUGGGGAAACACUGAGCACAAGUAUCCCAAAGUGGAAAUACGUUUCAUCGCAAAGGAUGAGGCGUCAGAUUACGACUCGGAGCUCAAAGGUGCGCUUGCAGCUAGCGAUGCCAUUAUGGGCUGUACCCCAUCAACCGAGCCCUUGUUCCCUGCAUCGUAUCUUUCACCGGGAGACGGUCAGCGCAAGCAAAGAUUCAUAUCGCUUAUCGGCUCGUACAAGCCCCAUAUGCAAGAGGUCGAUGCCGAGACGUUGUUGUCUGGGACAAAAAUUUACGUCGAUUCGAAGGAGGCUUGCUUAGAGGAGGCCGGUGAGAUCAUUAAGGCGAAUGUAGCCGAAAGCCAGCUUGUGGAACUUGGGGAGAUGCUGGCGCAGCCCAAUAUUGGGCCGUUGGAGGGUAAUAUGGUUUAUAAGUGCGUUGGAAUGGGGAUCAUGGAUGUGAUCGUUGCCUCCGAACUGUUGAAGAUAGCGAAGAACAUGAACAUUGGUCGGAUAUUAGAGGACUUCUAGACCGGAAGGAGCGGUUUGAAUUACCUUGCUUCAAAUACCCCGUCCUCUGAUUCACUAAGAUCAAUUAUUGACUGACAUCAAGCCUCUAUUUAUGCCCUGACGGACAUCUUUCUGAAUUCGGCUAGCCGAAACUUGGUCUGCAGUAUUGACCGUAUAAGUCUCGCGUGGAUCCAGCUAUUGCGAGUAUACGAGACCAGAUUUAUAUGAAGGCCAAAAAAGGAUGUUUUUUUUCUUCUUUAUGAU